GCCACUCUGAUUAACAGUUACUGGAAUGCAGCCGCUCCGUUUCCUGUUAGGAGGUCCUCAUGGAUUUCACAAUCUCUGUGAACUCCUGCAUUUGCACAGUACGUUCGGUUGGCUGCGUCUGCAGGGAGGGCUGCUUCUGGGAGUAACCCAACACUCCGACAUCAUUCAGUUUGACUCAAAGCUCUAGGAUCCCUCUGAGUGAUCCGGACCUCUUUAUUUUCUUUUAAUUACAUCUAAAACAGAGUGGAUGGUUGACAGUUUAAAUAAUCACAACGUGUGGGAGCAGAUAAGGAGAAGGAGGAUGAAAAUGAUUGUGACCUGGCUUUUCUUGUUGCUUCUGUUCAGUCUGAGUGAACAAAACGGACAGCAAACAGGUGUUUCACGAUGCGGACCUCAGAACCUAACCGUCUGGGGUUUGGGUCAGACGCUCCUGGCAGAGUGGGAAGACGACGCAUCAUGCUUGGCUCUGAAUGACCCGAUCACCUACAAUAUGACAGUUCUCAUUGAAAACAAAGAAGUUUAUUCUGAUAAAGUCUCUGUGAUGCCGGACCACUUUGGAUCGACUCAUUCCUGGAACUGGACGUCUUAUUUGCCGUUGGAGUGUGCUUCUCACACCUUCAGGCUGAGAUCCCUAGUCCAAAACCAGAUGAGCCAGCUGGAACAAGAGAAGACUCUUCCUGGUCAAACCGGCUCUGGUGGGGAAAGAGUCUUCCCUCAGGAUGCGGUGUUUGAUGUUGGCAGCACCGCCACCUUCUGCUGUAUCGUCCCAGAUGGUGAAAAGUUUGAUAAGAUGUUUCUGGAUAGACCCACAGGCAGAAACAUGAGCACCACCAAGAUCAGUGAGCAGAGAUACGCCCUGACUUUGCAGCUGGAGGAAGUCCCAGCUCAGGGUCUUGAUGUCUUGUGUAUGACCAAAGAACCAUCAAAGGGACACUAUGGAUCUACUGUUUUUAUUGGCUACCCACCUGAUGUUAGAGAUCUUCGGUGUGAAACUCGGGAUCUGGAGUCAGUGGAAUGUCUCUGGAGGGAAGGAAGAGGCACAAUGGUGGGAGUAAAGAGUCCGACACAGUAUCAGCUGGAUGGAAGUAAAUGUGACUCUGAAAAUAAAGGAAGAUGCUCUAAAAAGCUAAAGGUCGAAGUUGGUGAGAAGAACUGGACUCUAACAGCUUGGAACCGCCUUGGAAAGGUGGAGAUCCAAGACACUGCAGAUCUGACCAAGAGAGUUCACAUGUUGGCUCCACAUGAGCUAACAGUUGCUGAUGUAAACGCCAGGACUGCCAAACUUAGCUGGAGGUGGACUGUGAAGCGGUACGAUAACCUGAGCCUGACGUGCCAGACCAACAUCACAGACACAGAGGGGCAUUUUCCCCAGAUUGAACACGGUGUCGGGUUGAAAGUUGCCAUUUUAACUGAUCUGAGACCAAACUGGGAAUAUCAAGUGAAGGUCCGGUGCAGAACAGCUGAACAUUUCUGGAAAUGGGGCACAUGGAGCCAAAACGUGACCCUUCGCACGUUGGGUGAUGUUCCAGAUCCUCUCAACGUGUGGAUGGAGGAGAAGGGAAACCAGACGCUGAUCGUUUGGAAGAGGCCUCUGGACCACCAGAGCCACGGAGAAAUCAUGCGAUACGAGGUGACCUGGGCCAGAACCAGCGACUCAAACCAACUGAAGAAAACCGACGUGCCUCCCAGCGCCCACAGUCACACUCUCUGUUUGGACACCGGUGGACAAUACGUCAUCAAGGUUACAGCGAAGAACAAAAAUGGCAGCUCAUCGCCAUCGGCCAUCACCCUCCCUGUCAUCAGUCCAGACAAAACCAGCAUGAAAGUUUCCCGGCUCAUUGGAAGCGAAGGAGGCUUCAACCUGUCCUGGUCUGGCCGUCCAGAGGCGAGCUGUGGCUACAUUGUGGACUGGGUUCCUGCAAACAGGACUGAGCCUGUGGACUGGAGAAAACUGCCUCCCAAUCAGACCAGCGUCAGGAUAGAAUCAAAGAACUUCAAAGAUGGGCUGAGAUACCAGUUAUCAAUCUACGCCUGCACCCAGACAUCUGCGCUGCUUCUGGAGAGGAUGGAGGGCUACGUCACGGAGACACGAAUAAAAGACAACCUGUUCACCUCGCUGAAGUACAAACAGCAGGGCUCCCAUGGGGAGAUAUCCUGGGAUCCGGUUUCUCUGAGAGAGCAGUCCGCUUUUAUCCAUGGAUACGUGCUGUACUGGUGGGAAACAAGCGGGCAAAACUUCAGCGUGACCACAGACAAUCCGGAGGACACCAGCCUGACAGCCAAGAACCUGCAGACCGGCUCCUACACCUUCAAAGUGGCGGCCCGGACGGAUGUCGGAGAAUGUGGCGACACAACUCUCACAGCCACCAUAAAUUUCCAGAGCGACAGCUUCCUCUUCAUCAUUUCUCUGUGCGCGGUGUCUGCCCUCCUCUUGAUCAUCACGGUCCUCUGUUACCACCACUGGACAUGCAUCAAGCAGGAACUUUACCCUGAGAUCCCCAAACCAGAAAUGCCUGACUGGUUCGCCUCACCCGUUAAAAGAGUUCCUCCUUAUCUGCAAACGGACCUCAGCCACAACGCGGAGGAGCACACAGACAUCCCACAGCUGCAUUAUAAAAGCGGAGAACCACUGAACAACAACACCCAGGACAGCACGGCUCUCAUUUCUCCACAGACUCCCCACAGCUACCAGAACCAGCCAGCUGAGAAAUACUGGGCCUCGCCGGCUCUGAACUCGUCCGGUCCAAACGUCUCGUCUCGGUCGGUGUUUACCAACCCGACGUACAACCCGAUGAUGACAGGGGAGGACUGCACCCCCAGCUCCGACCCGAAGCUUCAGAUGAGGAACGGAUACCAGCCUCAGAGUCUGGACGAGUUCUUCCAUCUGAGCCAAAUGGACCAGGAUCCUGUCUCCUGUGUUUCAGGGUACAUCAUGCCACAGCAGCCGUCUUAGUUAUAAUACGAGGCAUAAAGAAUAACCCGUAAGGACAUGUAGUCCUCUCUGCACCUUCUCCACCGCCUCCAUCUGGUGGAACAUGUCCUGAAACCACCAAAGGGAGUCAUGGUGGUCAGAGGAAGCUUCUCAGAUGACUCCUUUAGAUGUGGAGCCACUGGAUUGAGGAGCUCUUCUCCUUCUCUUUGUGCCAGAGCCUGGCCACCCUGCAGAGGAAGCACAUUUCAUUCACCCUUUUUUGGAUCUUGAGGUUGAGGUUGGUUUCACCACUUCCGACUUCUACAGAUGUGGACGUUUCUCCAGGAAUUUCCCCUUUGGAGUGAAAUCGUUCAUCUGUAGUAAUUAUUAAUGGUUCUAUGACAUAAAACAGCUCUUUUAAAACUCUUCUGAGCUGGUUUUCAAAGCCAGGAUGAUGGAAGCUGGAGGUUUUGGGAGGUUUUAGAAAUCCUACGAUGAACACUGAACGUGCUGCGUGAGUCUUUACUGUUUAUUCAUACUUUAAAAUCCACAUAGAUUAAAAGAUGAUAAACAAUAAUAUAAAUCUUUGUGGUUUAAAGAGACCUGUGAUUAAAAUCCAGGUGGCCUUCACUGCUGGGGUCGUGAAUAACCAGCUGGUUUGGUGAUUUCUGCAGAGUGAACGGUAGGGGGCGCCAGAGGUGCGUCAACAAGUCAGAAGGUUGGGGCAGCAAAGUUUAAUUUUCUUUUCUGUUUUUAUGGUUUAUGUCUAUCAACGAAACUCUGAAGCAGCUUUAAGGUUUUUGUUGUUGUUGUUGUUUAUUUUUUUUAAGAAAAUGUUCAAUAAAUGGAUGAAUCAGAUUAAUUGCUACUCUGGUUUUUCAGAAAUAUUUCUGGGUGCUGCGCUGUUUCUUUGUUCUUCUGCUGUUACUGAACUACAGUUUAACCUUUACUGACUGUUUGAAUUCCUGCUAAAUUAUCCUUUAUGGUAUCGAGAUGUUCUCCAGACCUCCUCACACUUCAGUCCAGUUCCUCGUAUUUCCAGAGGAACGUGUUUGUUAAUUCUGACCAGCGACUCUCCUAUACAGACAGAAGCAGAGCUGAACGUUUACCAUGAUGGUAAAAACCAAAGAGAACCGUUCUCUCUUCUCACUUCUGGAACAAUGUCCCACAGAUGAGCCAAAAUCUUAAAGGACCAGCACCAAACCCAGCAGCAUAAACGUCUCAACCCAACAGUGAAGCAUGGUGGUGGAGGGAUGAUGAUGCGGGGAUUCUGGCUUUCAGCUUCGUUCCUGCUUAAUAACUAAUGUGUUAUAUGUAUUAUAUGUAUAUAUGUGUGUGUUGAAUAUAUUUGUGUGUUUUUGUCCACUUGAGGUUAGAUUUGAAUAACUUUGAAUAACAACAAUGUAAUUGUUGAUGCAAUCUAUUUUUAUUGGAAUCUAAUGUAAAUAAAAUGUUUUGCAAA
Fundulus heteroclitus (mummichog) is the source of this 4373-nucleotide messenger RNA. Its product is annotated as oncostatin-M-specific receptor subunit beta. The record is from RefSeq and is a predicted model, not a curated record. The coding region runs from base 248 to 2953 and encodes 901 amino acids. Lineage: Eukaryota; Metazoa; Chordata; Actinopteri; Cyprinodontiformes; Fundulidae. The transcript is spliced from 17 exons. Gene Ontology annotation, cellular component: membrane. Gene Ontology annotation, molecular function: cytokine receptor activity; protein binding.